Molecule: messenger RNA, 7335 nt
Organism: Lates calcarifer (barramundi perch)
Lineage: Eukaryota; Metazoa; Chordata; Actinopteri; Centropomidae
Product: growth factor receptor-bound protein 10-like
Biological process (GO): insulin receptor signaling pathway; negative regulation of insulin receptor signaling pathway; negative regulation of Wnt signaling pathway
Molecular function (GO): insulin receptor binding
Source: RefSeq, a predicted model, not a curated record
UAUUUGUGUGUGUGUGAGUGAGCAUGUGUGGAGAGAGAGCGAGAAGAGUCAGCUGGUCGUAAAGUGCGGGUUGAGACCAGUGCAUGUGUGAGUGUGUUUUGACGUAUGCAAGCGUGAGUGUGCGUUUAUAUGUGUGUGUACGUGUGCAGGGAAAGCACUUCGGGGGUGGGGGGGACAAGGUGAAGACAACGGAGCAGCGGCCGGAGUUUUUUUUUUUUUUUUUGGAGGGGGAAGCAGUUUGUGUGGAGCUCCAGACGAGGACAGUCGUAGCGCACCGGGUGCUGCUCCGCCGUGCGUCCUGGACACGAUUCCUGUGCUGCGUCAGGCCCUUUCAUUACCGGUGCUGGUGAGACCAGUGGGUGUCAUUCCCUACAGAGGGAAGAGUGAAGGAACACCAUGGCCUUAGCAGGAUGCCCUGACUACUUCUUAUGUCACCCAAACUACCAGGAAAGCAUGGACCGCACUUCCUCUCGCCGGCCUGAGGAGCUGAUGGUUCCAGGUUUUCAGCGUUCGGCCAAUCAAAAUUUGCCACAUCAUCAUGACGAUGACGUGGACCUGGAGCAGCUGGUGAAUGAGAUGAACUCCUCCAUGGAGAGUGUGUACUCUACACAGGCAGACACGGCGCUACUCCUGAACAAUGGGCACGUUCAUGCUACACACAACCACCAACACCUUCACCAUCACGUGCACGCCGCGUAUCCGGGACACAGCCAGGCCCACCGUCGUCACACCCCGCCCCUGCCCCCUUCCUCACCCUCCAGGGAGAGGCUGCGGCACUCUCAGCCCAUGCACAUCCAAGCUGUCAGGUGCCUGCAGGAAGAGCAUCAGCUGCGUCCAGCCUCCCUGCCGGCCAUCCCCAACCCUUUCCCUGAGCUCUGCAGCCCAGCAGGUUCCCCUGUUCUCAGCCCUAUACAGUCCUCUGACAACCAUAUAGUGAAGGUGUGGAGCGAGGAUGGGGCCGGUAAAGUGGUGGAGAUACCGGCAGACAUGACGGCCAGAGACGUCUGUCAGCUCCUGGUCUACAAGAGCCACUGUCUGGACGACAAUGCCUGGACGCUGGUGGAGCACCACCCCAUCCUUGGCCUUGAGAGAUGUCUGGAGGACCACGAGCUGGUGGUUCAGGUUCAAGCCUCCAUGAGCAGCGACAGUAAAUUCCUCUUCAGGAAGAACUAUGCCAAAUAUGAAUUCUUCAGGAACCCCCUGAACUUUUUUCCAGAGCAGAUGGUGGCUUGGUGUCAGGAGUCUGACGGCUCAAUCCCUCAGUCACAGCUCUUACAGAACUUUCUGAACUCCAGCAGCUGUCCAGAGAUCCAGGGCUAUCUGUACAUGAAGGAGCCUGGACGCAAGUCCUGGAAGAAGCUCUACAUGUUCCUGCGACGCUCGGGUCUCUAUUACUCUACAAAAGGAACAUCCAAGGAGCCCCGGCAUCUGCAGCUGCUGUCGGAUCUGGAAGACAGUAACAUCUUCACCAUCAUCACAGGCAGGAAACUUCACAAUGCCCCCACAGACUACCAGUUCUGCAUCAAGCCCAGCAAAGUGAGGAGUGACUGCAAGGAACUAAAGAUGUUGUGUGCGGAGGACGAACAGAGCAGGACCUGCUGGAUGACUGCCUUCAGACUGCUCAAGUAUGGGAUAGUACUGUAUCAGAGCUACAACAUCCCCCAGCAGAGGAAGUCUAACCUCUCACCCUUCUCGGCGCCUGUGCGGAGUGUAUCUGAGAACUCCUUGGUCGCCAUGGACUUUUCUGGACGGACCGGUCGUGUCAUCGACAACCCUGUUGAGGCCCAGAGUGCCGCCCUGGAGGAGGGACAGACCUGGAGGAAGCGGAGCCAGCGUAUGAAUGUCCUGGGCAGUCCCAGCCCCCUGCAUCCUUCCUCCCUCAGCACAGUGAUUCACAGGACACAAGUGUGGUUUCAUGGUCGCAUCAUGAGAGAGGAAGCCCACAAAAUGAUCAUACAACAAGGCCAAGUAGACGGGUUAUUCCUGUUGCGGGACAGUCAGAGUAAUCCCAAGGCAUUCGUGCUCACCUUGUGCCACCACCAGAAGAUCAAGCACUUCCAGAUCCUACCGUGUGAGGAGGAUGGUCAGGUGUUCUUCAGCCUCGAUGACGGCGCCACCAAGUUCACCGACCUGAUCCACCUGGUGGAGUUCUACCAGCUCAACAGAGGAGUGCUGCCCUGCAAGCUCAAACACCCCUGCACCGCCGUGGCCUUGUGACACUGCAAUUCCCCCCCCCUCACACACACAACACACACACACACACGCACACACGCACACCUACACCUCCACCUCCACCCUUUUUUUGCACACCUUUCACUCAGAGACUCUGCCCCUUCCCUUCCCUCAUCUGCCCCUCCCUCACCAACGCAAUGAGGUUGAGGAGAUAGAGAAAAGUUAAAGGUCAAGUUUUUUGGGGAUGUGAACAGUUCAGCAGCAGCCAGCGUCACAGGUUUGAUGUCCCCAGUGCGCCGUGCUUUUCUCUGCCUUACCGCUGUUUGGAUGUUUGAGUGGGAACCGUUCGGACACUGCAAGCGUUGCAGAUUGUGGACCCAGCAGACGCCCAGCUCCUGCGAUGUUGUUACGGAGACUCGGUUGUUUUGUAAUUGCUGUUUUGACCCUUGAGAGAGACCAUUCAUUGUGUUGUGCUAAGAUCUGUUAAGCAGGAGUGCUGCGGGUCUCUUGGAUGGAUCCCUCCACUAAAGUCCCUCACCGUUCUUCUCCCAUCAACCCCCCCCCCCCCAAUCCUCCAGGCCUGAUAAGCUGUGGUGCCCGCCCCACCCUCGCUACUGAGGCGGGCGGGGAGCGCCACCCUCUGACUUCCUCAUCGAUCAUCAGGGAUGGACGGGAACCUCUCUGGAUCUUAUCAAACUCGACCCAGGAGUUUUCUCAACCUGUGCAGUCCAGUCUGGAUAAGCUGACACCCUGCUGUGUCCUAUUCCACAAUCCCCCCUGGUGCAACCCCCCCUUACCGCCGAUCCCGCCGCCAUACAAGCUCAGAGAAAAGUCGGAAGAGAAGAGAGAAGUAGCUAAAGGCAAGACAAGCAGUGCAGUGGUGAGGGUUUGCUGAAAGGACAGAGGAAUGUUUAUCAGGAAGGCUGCAACAGGCCUCUCUUGUAGAGUUGAUUACUUGAUGUCAUUUUAAUGCUGUUUGAUUACUGUUGAUUCAAUGCAGAACUAGUUUUGCACUCCCGGGCGGACAGACGACAGCUGUUCCCUCUAGCUAAAUGAAGCUGCCUGCUCUCCGUUCGUCGUCCUCCUCUUCCUCCUUCACCCCCUCCCUUCCUACCCCCCACCCCUUCUGAAUAGCAUGCAUGUGAAUUUCCAUCAGCUCUGAUUGGAUUACAGUGGCGUGGGAGCAGAGAGUCACGGCUGAUUACGCAGUGCCUUUCAGAAAGGUUUGGGAACAUCUUGGACCUACGUGUGGCUCGUACCAACAUGACCACACCACUGGCAAAGAAAAAACAAAAAACGAAUGUGCUCUUGACCUGGCCACACGGUCUCAUGACUGUGAGGAAGAGGAGGAAGACUGUUAAAUAGACUCCUGAAAAGUGUGUCCACCCCCAAGCUUCUACCAUUUCAGUCAUUUUUUUUUUUUUUUAAAUCAAAGGGUUAAAUCUGUUGGUGAAUUUGUCUUUGAAUGUUCAUUUUCUUUUCCUAAGUCUGUCUUGAGCUCACUACUUGCACAUUUAAAUUAACCUGAUUUGAUAUUGAUGGGUUGGAGCUGUCACGUUCGGAUUCUGACCACUGUUUCCCUCACUCCAGAUAAGACAAAUCAACAAAAGCACUCCCAUGACUUUUUGUGUUUAAAUAUGGAAUUGAACAAAUGACUUGAAAUGUGAACUCAGUCCAUUGUGUGUCAACACACAGUCGAAUGAGCUUCACUCGCCUUAAGUGAAAAUUGUGAGCCUUUUGUGUAAAAUCAAAGCUGUAUUUGAAUGCACAUACAGUAACACAUAUACGAUUUUAAGAUGGAAGAACAUUGAGAGUUUUAAAGAUUAUGUUAAAGGGACAGUUUAACAUUUGUGGAAAUACUCUUAAUCACUUUCUUGUCAAGAUUUGGAUGAGAAGUUAAAUUUGAACCUGCUGUCAGCAGCUGAAAACCGGAAACCUGGGGAUUUUAGCUAACCUGGCUCUGUCCAAAGGUAAAACCAGCCUACUAGUACCUCUAAGCUAACUGAUUCUAUAUUUUCUCUAUAUUUUGUUUAAUCCAUACAAAACAUAUAAAAGUAAAAAUAGAAAAGCAACAGUUUGUGGUUGGUUUUGCCUAACUUUAGCCUCUUAUUUAGCGUAGCAUCUAACGCUGAGCGAGAAGAUGAAUAAAUGUAUUUCCUGAAAUGUCAGACUAUUACUAUAAAGUAGAAAUCCACUGAACAACAAUUCAGAAAACAGGUACUGAUGAUGCAACUGUGCAUCUCUGGGCCCCAUUUUCCUGUUUGGUGCUGUAUUAUUUCUGCAGAUAAGUGGCUAAAGUGUAACAUCCUGGUCAGAUAUUUCCAGCAGCUGCACAUUAGUUUGGUAGCAUCAGGUGGUUAACAUUCGGUUGUGGUGUCAAUCCCUCAGAGUCAUCAGUCAUACAGAGAGGAAAUCAUUUAUGGCAGAGGUGAGAAAGCAGUUUCUACACCAGCAGUCACCUCAGUAGACCAGAAUGCAUCACAGCCAACAUGUUGCAUUGUCAGGAAGAGCCUCUAUCUGUGUUCCAGAAUUAUUUUACAGCGAGAUGAUUCGCUCAAAAUUAAGUGGCAACUAUUUUGAUAAUCAGUAAUCAAUACUUUAAGUGAAAAUGCCAAAAAGUGAUGAUCGCGUUCUCUCAAAUGUUUCACAACAAUUCAUACAUUUAUCAAGGAGAUUGAUACAUCAAUCAACAUCCACUAGCCUUAUAAUUUGUCUAGUUUGCUCAAUUGCUUUGACCAAUAUUUGAUUGAAAAUGACGUGGUCAUGCCUCUCUGGUAGUUGUUGAAAAGCAUUCUGGGAUAUUAAGUGAGAAGGAAACAUGACAGGUAUACUAGAAAGGUUGGUUUAGAUGGUGACAUUUUUAAAUUAAAACAUCCACUUUAAAGCCAAUAUGUAGGAGAUUUGAAAAUGUUUGGCUCUAGUGCCCCCCAGUGGUAGAAUUGAAAAAGACACUAACAGAGUCAAUGAGACUGAAUGGGCUAAAAGCAGCACUCAGACUGCAUGAAUUGAUCUAAUUUUUCUACAAAUGAAGCAUCAUGUCAUUAGAUUAACUAUUUUCAUGCUACAUUUACAUAAACAGAUCAUCUGAAUAGAUUUUUUUUUCUUUACAUUUGUCCCUGACUGUACUGAAGGAGCCUAGAGAAGACAUGUUUGGGGUCCUUUAUUCUUCUUCUGCCCUCUCCUGCUGUCGUGUGACCAGUAAAUAAAAAGCUGCAGGCAUGUGACAUAACACCUGCUUAGCCUCGUCCUCCUCCCCUCCCGCCCUCACCUGCACCUCCCCUCCAUCCUGUGCCAGAUUCGCAGUGAACAGGGUUAGCACGAGGCCAUCAGACUCCCUGCCAGGCAAACUAAACUCUCUAAGUACUGUCAUUGACACGCAAGCCACUGCCGCCACUGGUCCACCAAUCGUGUGACUUGAUUGACUCACCAGCUCUGGGCUCCACCAGUCAGGCCUUUUCUAGUCAGGCAGGGCAGACUCUCUCCAGGGAUUGGAUAAUGCUUGAACCCCCUGCCCCCUAUCCCACCUGUGUCCAGCCUGUAAGCUAUGACCCUGUGGUGAAUAAGUGUGUGUAUGUGUGUGUGUGGAUGGCCAGACUGUUAUUAUUAUAUUCACUAUUCAGGAUUGCUAACUCUGCCGGUUAUCAUACUUGCCUUUUAGAGACAGUAAGAGGAAAGUUGCUUGUUGGUCGGUUAAAGUCAAGCUAAGUCGUGGAUUUAGAGGAGACAGGAGUUUGGCUGGAGGUAUCCCAGCAUUCCCAGUCCUCAGUCGAGGUUCUUUCCUGUCGGUCAGAGAGGGAUGCAAAGCCACAUCGCUAUGGGUCAGCGGGGGACGAAUCACCAUCCUCUCCUCCUCUCUCCAUUUUUAAUCACUGUGCUACAAUGCAAUCCUAUACACAAGUCCAAGUAUAUGACUAUACCAGUGUACAGUAUCAUUUGUUUUCUAAGUAUGUGAAGCUAUGGAGACGUAGAUCUAACACUGUACCUAGGUCACAGAUCACUAUGUAUGGGGCGUUAUGCUUUUGCUCAUAACUCCAUGUAAAAUGAAGAAUGAUUUAUUUUGUCCUUUUUUCCAUUAUUUGAUUGUGUGUAUAUUGACAUUAUUGUGUAUUUUCUUUGGUUUGCCACAAAAUGACCUUUUAUAUAUAUAUAUACAUAUAUAUAUAUAUAUAUAUAUAAAAAGAAUAUACCACAGUAUAUACAGUAUUAAAUUAAGCUGUUUUUUAUUUUAAGAGAUCAAACUGGAUUUUUGGCAUGUGUCAAAUUUCUUAACAUCAGUUGUGCAUAUAAGCUGACAGGCUGACAGAGUCUUCAUCUCUGCCAGCAUCCAAUUCUGAUGCCAUUUUGUUUUAAAACAACAUCUUUUGAAUAUCCCCUCUAUCUCUGUCUGUCACGCCUGAUUCCACUCAUUUACCUUCAAGAAAACACUCUAGUAAAUGUUUGGAUGGAUAUUAACCUUCAACACACAUGCACACACUUACACACAUACACCAGUGGGUUUCCAUCGCGAGCACACACACACACACCAACACUUAACCCUUUGGGGAUAUUCUUAGCAGCUUUUGUACACCUUUCAUCACAAGUAGUGCAAUUAUACGCUGUAGCUCAAGAGGAUUGUGCAUUUCAAUAUGUCCAUUUACUCUGAUUUUAAGGUGCAUAACAAAGUUUUUUUAAAUGCUUUUUCUUAACUAAGCCUAUUCUUGCAGCAGGUGCCUCUUGUUUCUGAACAUUAACGAGUUCAUAGUUUCCAUCUGUCCACUCACUGCAUUCAUUUACAGUUAGCUGUGACUGUGAAACAUAAUCCUACUGGAACUAAAUCCUAAUGUCAGGUCAACAUUACAUACAAGUUCCACUGACACUGGUGACUCACAGUGUAGGUGCAAGUAAAACUGACUCAGUGUUGGUUGUGCUUUAUUUUUGGGUUGAAGUCAUCAUAAGCUGAAGGCAAACAAACAUUUCAGGGAAUGAAAAAAGAGCAAAUGAACCAUAAUCUUAAAAAAAAUUCAGACCCCCUCUGCCCCCCAACUGUACUUUGCUUCACUCUGUCUGUACGGCUCCUGGAUCUACAUUGUAUCCUGUUCAGGUAUUUUUGUACAAAUAAGGGACUGAUAUAUUCUGUGUUUAUUGGAAAUUAGAAUAAAAGACAACAUUGCUAUAAACCAAAAA